Condylura cristata (star-nosed mole) is the source of this 4031-nucleotide messenger RNA. It is a transcript of the gene NEURL1, whose product is annotated as neuralized E3 ubiquitin protein ligase 1. The transcript has 6 exons. Lineage: Eukaryota; Metazoa; Chordata; Mammalia; Eulipotyphla; Talpidae. Gene Ontology annotation, molecular function: ubiquitin protein ligase activity. Gene Ontology annotation, cellular component: plasma membrane; postsynaptic density. The coding region runs from base 201 to 1928 and encodes 575 amino acids. The record is from RefSeq and is a predicted model, not a curated record. Gene Ontology annotation, biological process: nervous system development; negative regulation of Notch signaling pathway.
UGGCGGGCUGGACCGGCCGAGGAUCGCGCAGCCCAGAGACCGGGAGGAGAGUAGCAGCCCGCCCGCCCCCAGUUGCAGCUCCAUCAGGGCCCUCCCCCUGCGGCGCGCUCCCGCGCGCGCACAGACUUGCACACUGUACCUCCGCUCCCGCCGGGCCUCGCCUGCCCCGCCAGUGCCGAACCCCCCUGGGGCCGGAUGCCAUGGGGAACAACUUCUCCAGUAUCCCCUCUCUACCCCGAGGAAACCCGAGCCGGGCGCCACGGGGCCACCCCCAAAACCUCAAAGAUUCCAUCGGAGGCUCCUUCCCCGCCACCUCUCACCGAUGCCAUCACAAGCAGAAGCACUGCCCCCCGGUGCUGUCGGGCGGGGGGCUCCCCGCUACGCCUCUGCUCUUCCACCCACACACCAAGGGCUCCCAGAUCCUCAUGGACCUCAGCCACAAGGCGGUCAAGAGGCAGGCCAGCUUCUGCAACGCCAUCACCUUCAGUAACCGGCCGGUUCUCAUCUACGAGCAAGUCAGGUUGAAGAUCACCAAGAAACAGUGCUGCUGGAGCGGGGCGCUGCGCCUGGGCUUCACGAGCAAGGACCCGUCCCGCAUCCACCCCGACUCGCUGCCCAAGUACGCCUGCCCCGACUUGGUGUCCCAGAGCGGCUUCUGGGCCAAGGCGCUGCCCGAAGAGUUUGCCAACGAGGGUAACAUCAUUGCCUUCUGGGUGGACAAGAAGGGCCGUGUGUUCUACCGCAUCAACGACUCGGCGGCCAUGCUCUUCUUCAACGGGGUCCGCACGGCAGACCCGCUCUGGGCCCUGGUGGACGUCUACGGCCUCACGCGGGGCGUGCAGCUGCUCGACAGCGAGCUGGUGCUGCCAGACUGCCUGCGGCCACGCUCCUUCACCGCCCUGAGGCGGCCGUCCCUGCGGCGCGAGGCCGACGAGGCGCGCCUCUCCGUGAGCCUGUGCGACCUCAACGUGCCCGGCGCCGACGUGGACGAGGCCCUGCCGGCCGCCGGCUGCCCCAUCCCGCAGAACUCGCUCAACUCGCAGCACAGCCGCGCGCUACCCGCGCAGCUCGACGGCGACCUGCGCUUCCACGCGCUGCGCGCCGGCGCGCACGUCCGCAUCCUGGACGAGCAGACGGUGGCGCGCCUGGAGCACGGGCGCGACGAGCGCGCGCUCGUCUUCACCAGCCGGCCCGUGCGCGUGGCCGAGACCAUUUUCGUCAAGGUCACGCGCUCCGGUGGCGGCGCGCGGCCGGGCGCGCUCUCCUUUGGCGUCACGACGUGCGACCCCGGCACGCUGCGGCCGUCGGACCUGCCCUUCAGCCCCGAGGCCCUGGUGGACCGCAAGGAGUUCUGGGCCGUGUGUCGCGUGCCCGGGCCCCUGCACAGCGGCGACAUCCUGGGCCUCGUGGUCAACGCGGAAGGCGAGCUGCACCUCAGCCAUAACGGAGCGGCCGCUGGCAUGCAGCUGUGCGUGGACUCCUCACAGCCGCUCUGGAUGCUCUUCGGCCUUCACGGAGCCAUCACGCAGAUCCGCCUUCUCGGUUCCACCAUCCUGGCAGAGCGGGGCAUCCCAUCACUGCCCUGCUCCCCUGCCUCCACACCAACCUCACCCAGUGCCCUGGGCAGCCGCCUCUCUGACCCCUUGCUCAGCACGUGCAGCUCUGGACCUCUGGGUGGCUCGGCCGGCGGGACAGCCCCCAACUCACCCGUGAGCCUGCCCGAAUCGCCAGUGACCCCAGGCACAGGCCAGUGGAGCGAUGAGUGCACCAUUUGCUAUGAGCACGCAGUGGACACGGUCAUCUACACGUGCGGCCACAUGUGCGUCUGCUAUGCCUGCGGUCUGCGCCUCAAGAAGGCUCUCCAUGCCUGCUGCCCCAUCUGCCGCCGCCCCAUCAAGGACAUCAUCAAGACCUACCGCAGCUCCUAGCCCGCCGGGCACCCGCCUCUGCGGACCUUAGCCCAGGGACAAGCCCACAGGGCCCCUUCUCUUCUUCCUUGUUUGGAAACUCUUUUCCCUUCUCCAUUAAACAUGGGAAACUGGCCCCUGAUGGUUCGGGGAGGAAGAGGGAGCAGGCAGGGAGGCGGGCAGAAGCAAAUCGCCUGGCAGAGGGGAGGGGAGUUGUUCACCUUCUUUUCCUGCAUGCCGAGGAGCCAGACUGGGGGCUCAGUGCCCUAAGCCUUCCCCAUCUUGGGCAGAUUUCUAGGAGGCCCCUCUUGCCAAUGUGUCCCUUGCUUUGGGCAGACGUGACUGUGAGCCAGGACAGGUGACUUGGCCAGUAGCGUUAGACUGGACUUUGGCCUCUUUUGCUCACUCAGCAGGCAGCGCCUUAUCCAGACCUGUACCCACUUCCUGUCCUCCCCGCCCCUUGUUGAUGGCAGCCAGGGGUGGACCAGUGUGUGCCUCCCACCGGCGCCGUGGCAGCCUUCGUGCCAUGCCCGCUCCUGCUCCUGUGGACAGCAGGCUGCUGAGGUCCAGGUUCGGGGCCCCUGGCCCCCUGCCCUGCCUGAGAAGUGGAGGCCCCCUUCCUGGGUCGCCUUUCUGCUCCCGUCAUCUCAAUGAGUGCUGCCGCCCAGGGCCAAGUGUGGGCAGCUUGUCCCUGGAGUGGUUGCAGAGCGUGGUCCACCUCGUGUCAGGUCUCAAGACAGGUUUGCAUCUACUUCCUGUGACCUGUCUUCCCACAUCUCAGUUUGUCCUGGGUGUGGCUGGUGCUUGGAGCCUGGAGCAUCCCCAGGAGAGGCCGGGGCUCUGAGGGGUGGGGACACCUCCUGUGGGAGAUCAGCUUUUCCCUUUAAUUUAUUUAUUUAUUUGGAGUUUUUGUUUGUUUUCUGUAUUUGUGUGGGUGAGUUCCUAUCCUCCGGGCCCUAGAAAUGUUGCCCUUGUAUGUGGGAAGAAGGCAGGUGGCCAAGGUGGUUACCACUCAGACGCCCUGGACUCCAGCCAGGGCCCAUAGCUCUGCUUACCGUGAACAGGAGCUCCAUAAAAAGGGGCUGGACUGAAGGGCCUCCUGGUAAAUUAUGCCUGUCUUCUAGGAAAGCAGGCCACGCCUCCAUCAUGCCCCGGGCUGGUGGGUCACACAGAGCCAGAGUGCCCUUUGUGGGCCACAGCAGGGUGUCAUUGCUGACUCAGAGACAUCGGGAGGCUCUGGAGCUCCCCCUUCCCUGAGGACUUAGUAAGUUCUGGGAAGGCUGAAGGAGGGGAGCCCAGCUUUGAUCGGAAAUAGGGCUGGAGGAGUCUGCUCUCAGGAAAGACUCUACCGCCUCCUGGGGUCUCCUGUGGGAGCUGAGGGAGAUGGGGCAGGUGGUGUCCCCUAUUCAGUCAGGGGUCCCAUCUUGGAGGCCAAGAAAUGUACGACACUACCAGGAACGAUGGGACGGGAAAGAGCUGGCUUCUUUAUUCUGGUUUUAGGUGAGGGGCCCCUUAGCUGCUCUGAGGCCAUAGUCCCCAUAGUAUACCCUAGACCCUAUACUGACUGGUGUGGGCAGCGGCAGCUCUGAUCUGGGUCGUGUCCCCCAUUCCCCAAACUCCCAGACGCCUGGCCCCAGACAGCUUUGUAUCUCCAUCAGAGACCCUCUGCCACUGGCAGAGCAGGGGCUCUAGACUGGCCCCUGGGCAGGGGCGUGGGCCUUGCCAGGUCACAGUCCCUCUGGGCCUCAGCUGUCACCUCUGUAAAGGGGACUGUGGGAGGGGCUUUCUGUGUGGUUCAGGAGCCCUUUGUUGAGGGCCGCUGUGGGCGGGGCCUGUUUGUCCUGCCUUGAGGUGCGCUUUUGGGGUUACGGGCCACUAUGGGUCUCUGCUCCCCAGUCGCUGACCCUGGAGUCCUAUUCUGUGGGCGUGGGUGAUAGGGAGGGUGGUGGCGCCAUUCACUGAGGGGCCCCAUCUCAGAGACAAAGAAAAGUCUUGAUUUCUUUGUGGCUUCAUGGCUUACAGGGAGAGGAAGCCUCUGUCCAUUGUGUCUCUGUUAGUGUGGGGGCAGCUGCUGCCUCCUUUGUGAACUUGGGCCGCUGUGAUUGUGAAUAAAGGUGAUUUCGU